AUGGACUACGAUUACUACUACGAUGAAUAUGGCUAUUAUGAGGACUGGGGCGACGGAUAUGACGACCAGUACGACUAUCACUAUGACAACUACGAAGGCCCCUGGAAUGAAGGUGAAGAGUUUUGGUACAACGAAGCGGAGGAAUAUUUUGGCGAAGAAUACUACGACAACAGCAGGUACCCAAACGAGAGGUACCCUACUGAAUAUACAGGUGCAUAUCCUCCUGUUGAGGCCUCAGGUGAGUACCCUGUUGAAGAUACAGGUGCGUACCCUCCUGUUGACGACACAGGUCCGUAUACAGAUGUGCCAUAUAAUUACGGCAUGCAGCAUCAGGAGGGACAGAGUGGUAUACAUGAUAACUUCUUAGGCGUUGCGUAUGGUUACCCCGUACCUCAGUAUCUAUAG
This is a messenger RNA of Rhinocladiella mackenziei CBS 650.93, 405 nucleotides long. RefSeq lists its product as uncharacterized. The record is from RefSeq and is a predicted model, not a curated record. Lineage: Eukaryota; Fungi; Ascomycota; Eurotiomycetes; Chaetothyriales; Herpotrichiellaceae. The coding region runs from base 1 to 405 and encodes 134 amino acids. The transcript has a single exon.